This is a messenger RNA of Stylophora pistillata, 4149 nucleotides long. Its product is annotated as meckelin. Gene Ontology annotation, cellular component: MKS complex; ciliary transition zone. The record is from RefSeq and is a predicted model, not a curated record. NCBI's taxonomy places the organism in Eukaryota, Metazoa, Cnidaria, Anthozoa, Scleractinia, Pocilloporidae. Gene Ontology annotation, biological process: cilium assembly.
AUGUGUGCAUCAAAAUGGCGCGCGUGUCAGAGAUAUUGUUUGUUGUGUCGUUAUGGUGCGUUUCAUCGCUGUGUAUUAACUAUGAGAUUUGCUAUGACACUCCUCAAAGUUGUAAGACAAAUUACUACUUUCAGUACUCGUCGCUAAGUUGUAAAGAGUGUGGGUCUAAUAAGGAACGAAGUCAGGAUUUCAUAUCUUGCACCUGCAAGAUUGGUUACAAGACUGUGGUGGACGAGCUUGAGGUUACCGAAAACAAUGGUUGUCCAAGUGAAAUUAUUCGAUGCGAGAAAUGCAGUGGCUCUACAAACGAAACAAGUUCCCUUGAUGGAAGUUUUUGCAUCAGAUGUCAAAACGACUCGACCGGUGGUUUUAAUGAGAAUACAGGCACUUGUUUUGAUUGCCCUGAAAACUCUUUUGCUCGAGAUCGUGAUGCGAGCGGAGUGAGGUUGCCUAGGAGGCAAUGCUUAACAUGUACAUCAGAUACAACACUAAGCGGAACGGAGGAAAAAGCUUGUAGACGCUACCACUCUAGCUUUCUGUUCGCUAAUAAUUCAACAGUUCGUCAGGAAUGCAUUAACGGCGAGCAAGACUCGGGUUUCACAGUUGUGGGUGGCGUGUGUUUCCAGGACUCAGAUCUGAUCACAGAGAAGGAUGACUUAUACAAAGUGACAUAUGUAGACGAGGACAAUACAAUAAUAUCGUCAUUUUACGAGAGAACUGUACGCGCUGCUCAAGCUCUUUGUAAGACGUGCUCAAAUUUUACAGCGUGUCAGCUAUUGGGAAACCUUUGCGUUUUACAGGAUUACAGUGGUGUGGUUUGCGAUGAAUACAGAAACAUUGUUGCUACUUCUGACCAAAAUGCAAGACCUGAUAACUCUGAUUGGCCUACAUAUAUGCCUUGGCUUUUCUACUCUAAAAAAACUGCUGGUGAGGCUCCGGAUAUCCUAGACAAGAAAGAGAUAACAAAAACAUUUGAACGAAAUGAAGAUAUUGAAUUUCUCCUUGUUGUUUACACACUCAAUGGAUCAUUUGUAGGUUAUGAAAGCAGUUUAGAUUCUAUACCGUUCUGCAAAGAUCGACCCUCUAAAAUGGCAGCAGCAUCAAAAUUUGCAACAACUUACAAGUCGUCAUGUUCAGUAGGAGUUGAUGAUCUGAAAGACGUGCCAAUGUUUCUGUACGACAUGUUUAUUGUCCUUGGAGACACGAUUUACCCUGUGCCAGUACUCAUGGAAAAUUAUUUAAGUGGCAGUGACAAAGUCAAUGAGAACAGUGACAGAACGAAAUGGCAGCUGACACGGCGGUUCUUUGUUGUUGAUAAUCAGAUCGGGAUUCCAUUAGGGUCCAAAGUGCUGCAAUUCAUUCGCUAUGCCUCUAAGAUUGAGUUGAACAUAAGGCUGCGAUCAUCUGAUGGAGAAAUAUAUCCCCCCAUGUUGCGAGUGAGAUAUGAACCAUUGGAUUUAAGAGAUGAAGACACAGCCAAAAGCAGUAAAGAAAUGUCAUUUGCAGUCACUUAUGAAAUGGAUUUUGUAAAGAUAAAGAAGGAUACUGAGAUAGCUGUUGGAUGCCUGUCGGCUCUAGCUGCCAUUUUGGCCUUUGUCAAAGUUUCAUCAUGGAGAAGACGCCAGGGUCGCAUUGAAAUUGAUGCUGCAUCGCUCUUGAAGUUCAUCCUUUUUUGUUUCAGUACAUUUUCCACCAUGCUGUUUUGGGUGGCCUUUGGUUUGUCUGUGUCAUUUCUAAUUUUUUUUAAACAACAAAAGACAGUCUCUCAGCUUCUGCCCACACAAAGCCAAGAGGGUUUGUUUCUCAGUGUUGUGGUGGUGGUCAUUGUAUUCAAAAUUAUUGAUGUGCUUCACAUGCUUUGGUCACAGAUCUCAUUUGAAAUUUUUUUUAUUGACUGGGAACGACCACAGGGGAGAGUCAACCAACCCACUCAGGGGGGUGAUGGAGGGGGCAUGAAUUCCCCUGUCAGCAUUUGGAGAACUCUGUUCGUUGCAAAUGAGUGGAAUGAAAUCCAAACCAUUCGCAAAGUCAACCCAGAAUUGCAGAUUUUCAUUGUGCUGUUUUUUCUAAAAGUUUUUGGAUUUGAGUAUCUGGCAACAACAGACCCACAGAGUAACUUCUCGGCAGACUACACAACUGAAUAUGUUGGAGAGUUCAGCAAAGUGUUGCGAUUUGCUGUUUUGUCAGUGUUGUUCCUAGCCGUAGAGGCAAUCCAGUGGUUCUUUUUUGCAUUUAUCUAUGAGCGAUUCUUUGGAGAUUCUCUCGGCGACUUUAUUGACCUGUGCUCAAUGAGUAACGUGAGCAUCUUUGUCUUAGAGAAUACUCGCUAUGGCUACUACAUUCAUGGCCGCUCAGUUCAUGGCCGUGCAGACACUAACAUGUUGCAGAUGAACGAACAGCUGAAGAGAGAAGAAGAUGACUUGUGCGGGAAAAGAGGCUUGGAACCCAACACAGAGCGGCAGACAUUUGAAAUGGAGGUGCCAGCAAAGUUCCGUGAACAGUAUGAAGAAAUUAUUCGACCACUUCGGGAGGGAAAUCUUCAGCAGCAGAGGAGAAACGUGCCAAAUACUCCUAUGGGUCAAGAUGGUCGUACAAGUCGCCUUCCUAUAGCAGUGGAGAAGCGCUUGCAAGCUUACAACGCACUAAACCGCUUUCUCUCUGCCUUCAUCGAUCACUCACUGAAGGACCUUGAUUACCUGGUAAGGGACAAGCUCCUUUUUGAACGGAUCUUAAACAUGGAGUUGAAAGAAGUCCCUCCUCCUGACAAGGCUAUUUUUUACAACGACGAUGGCAGAUCGUUUAACUCAAUUCUUUUCUAUGGGAAUGAGUGGACAUUGAUGUUUUUUGACUUGUUGGUGUUCGCCGCUAUGGAUUUGAUUUACCCGAAUUUUGUUUUUGCUGGGGUAAUGGCCUAUCUUUUCAGUAAAGGCUUGACAAUUGCCAGAAACACAUUGGGAAGGAAAAAUCUGACUAGGAAGACACUUGUAGAUGAAAGGUUUCUGAUCUAGUUUGACUGAGGGUCGUAAAACACUGAAAACAAAGCAUCCACAAUGGCGGAUGCGAACAGAAGUUGACAUUGCUAAGAAACGAAGAGAACUCGAAGUAGAACGUGAACUGUCUCUGAAGUGCGUUAAAAACGCGAAUUAGCAAAUCGUGAUAACUUUUAAGGCGCGUAUCGAUUGAGUGUCGUAAAACCAAAACCAGAGCAGACACAACGGCUAAUCAAGAAGAAAGAAAACGCCUUAAGACUCGAUGAGAACUCAAAGUAGAAACAAGCAAACCACCUAAAGCGCGGGAAAACCCGGACGACGAUUUUGCUUUUGCAACUGAUUGGUUGAUUCGUGCAAUAUUUCUGGGCCAAUCACAGAGCGAAGUUACUCUCGACACUCAAUUGAAAUGCUGUAGUUUGGAACUUAGUUCGAUUGCUUUCCAUAAUUAAGAACGUAAGAUUCGCGUAUAGAAAAACAUUUAUGGGAUUUUGCGAUGCAAUUAUGCCAAUUUUUUAUAACGUAAACCUGUUUCCAAGAUGGAAUCAAAUUUAACUUUCAGAGAAAGUAGCAAUAGUCAGAGAAAGUUAAGGUACGGGACAAUUCCAGCGAAGCUGUUGAUAUUUUAAGCCAUAGUACGGAAGAUUUCUUUAUCAAUCACAGAGCCGAUGAAAUCUAUUAAGGCAGUUUUUGUAUGUAACGUAAAAAGGAAUUCGUUUUAGACUGGGUCAUCCUUAACCUUCUUUCAUAGUAUGCUUACUUAUUAUUGCCAGUCGUGGAAGGAAGUUUUCAUAUUUUGGUGUCUUGUCUUUGGCUUCGCGGGAAUGCUUUCUCCUCGUUGCUUAAACUCGAAUACUACUAUAUGAUUUUAGUUUGAGGUGACCUUUCACAAAAUCCUGUAUGCUGUGGAGAACGAAUUACAUCCUAACAUCUACAUGCAUAUUCUCCACUCGUUCUUCACACCUCUCUAAAGAUUUCCUUUUGGGAAAUUCUUAGACGUUGUGUUCAAUAUCAUGGAAGGUCCCAUACUCUAGGGCAUUCAUUAUUUUACCGCUAUCCAUUUACGUGUUUACUUUAGAUUCUUCAGUGUAACAGAUAAUCUUAGAGCGAGUCUAGAUGCAACAAUUAUUUGGAAGAAAAUAAAUUUAAUUUGAAGUCGUGA